GCCGGCAAGUGGCGAAAUCUCGAUCCGCGGAUCGACGUGCGCUGCUUGGCAGCGCGAAGUCAGCCGCAGUUAACCGCGACCGACGACACCGUCCUGCCGUCCGCGCGCCAAAUUUACCAAUAACACGGCCGUCCGCCGAGGGACGACCCGAACAUGAUGAUCCUACGAGGAUAGCUCUCCUGCGCGCUACUGCUCCUAUAGCAACUCGGUUAGAGAGCGGGGCCGAAAUUGGGUUCGUGUUUACCAAAGGAUUUACGAGGCGAUAUUGUAAAUCUAGACAAUUUAGACAAUCCUGUAUAUAAACCAUGUACGAAACACGCGAGAGGAUGCUUUCUGCGUUAUUAUACUAUAAAAGAAUUGUAAGACAAAUAACGAGCACCUUGAUGCGAAGAAAUCCACAUUACGUGCUGAGCUACGUUUUUCUGGAAUAUUUGCACCGUAGACUCCAAAGAAUAUUCAAGCAAAUACUCAAGUGGGUCGCAUUGCCAGAUACAGCUUUCAAACGUAUAUUGAACGACCUGGAAGUUAGACCGAAUGAAUACGUCGAUCGUGACUCUUGUGCAGUGGCAAACGUACAGCUCUCGGGGAAAUCGCAGAGUUCCGCCUGGGUCAAUGUAGGCUCGAUGAUGUCAAUGGCGAAAUACAAAUUAAUGAUUAUAUCCGUACCGGAUAUCAGUGAGAACACUGUUCUCAUCUCUGAAAUGAUGGAGCACAAUCUGCGAAAUGCUCUUUGCUGCGAACAAUUGGACGACUCGUGUUUCAUACUGCCGUUGGAAGACGACGUGGUCGAAUUUGCGACUGAAAUGACAAUAUCCUUAAUUGGCAAUCCACAUGACUGCGUGAACGAAAUGUUGAACGUCUUGGUAAAAAAUUACUUUUUGCAUCCCCGAUUUUUGCACGUGAACGACGUAUUUAGGAUCGACGCGAAGGAACAUGCUCAGGAUCUAUUUUACUCGUCCGGUUCUCCGGGAAUCUCCGCGAAGUAUUUUACAGUUAGAGCCCUGAAAGUGAAUCACAACGGACAUAGCAAUAACAUAAAUAGUUGUUACGUUGUACUUGGAGAUACAACGUUCAUUCAGGAAACGCAAGUCUUAUACGAUUACAUCCCUCGGGAACGUAUUCACUCGCUUACCGACAGCACAUUUUUACGGCGGGAUGAAACGAUGCAAAGAUUGCUAAAUCACAAAUAUCCUUCAGCCCUAAUGGAACCCUUGGAAUAUUUGGAAUCUUGCAUUAUGCCAUUUUUAAAAAAGGAUCUUGCAGACGUCCAGUUAAAUGUAAGACCGGUAUUUCUUGUGAAAGGACCACGGGGAUGCGGUAAACACGAAUUAGUGCGAGCAGCAUCCAAAAGACUGGGAUUAAACUUUCUCGAUGAUGACUUCGUGGAGGUGCAGACUUUAACGUCGGCGCACACCGAAAUUAAGCUUCGCGCAAUGCUUGCAAAUGCAGAACGUUGCGUACCAUGUAUAUUGUAUUUAAAUAAUAUUCAAGUAUUCGGUAAAAAUGCUGAGGGUCAAAAGGACGAAAGGGUCAUUUCCGUCUUUUCAACAGAGAUCACUGCGUUAUACAACAAACGCCGGAAAUUCCCUGUGAUUAUCGUAGCUGCAUCGGACGAGACUGACAUACCCGCGGAACUGCAACGGAUAUUUAUUGAGACGAUUCACGUGAAGAAUUUAAAUCAGAGCAAACGAACAGAACUAAUAUCUUGGCUGCUGGCCAGCAGGAAUCUAACGACUACCGCGAAUCUAUCAAAAGUAGCUGGGCUUUGCUCAGAUUUUAAAUUCGCAGACUUCUUAGCGUUGUUAUUACACGCAGCUAAAUUUCGGUGCAAAUUAACGUCGCGUGAUCAGAAAUGCACGUUUACCCUGGAACAAGAAGAUUUUGAUCGAGCUUACGAAUAUAUGCAAUCCGUGUACUCCGAUAGUAAAGGUGCCCCACGUGUACCGGAAGUCCACUGGGAAGACAUAGGCGGUUUGGCGGAAUUAAAACACGAGAUUAUUCGCAGGAUUCAGUUACCUUUGUUGAACGCUUUCGGAUUUGGACAAUCCGGAUUAUUAUUAUAUGGCCCGCCUGGUACCGGGAAAACUCUUCUCGCUAAAGCAGUGGCAACAGAAUAUCAGAUGCACUUUUUGUCGAUUAAAGGUCCGGAAGUGCUAAAUAUGUACGUCGGUCAGAGCGAGAAGAACGUGAGAGAAAUUUUCGAACGCGCGCGUUCCUCGGCUCCUUGCAUCAUCUUUUUCGACGAGUUGGACUCAUUGGCACCCAACCGAGGUAGAAGCGGAGACAGCGGCGGUGUAAUGGAUCGCGUGGUCUCUCAGUUACUUGCCGAGAUGGACGGCCUUGAGGAAUCCGGUGGCAUAUUCAUCAUUGGAGCCACGAACAGACCCGAUCUCAUAGAUCCCGCGCUGCUCCGACCAGGUAGAUUCGACAAGAUGCUCUACGUCGGCAUCCAUUCCGACCGCGCGUCCAAGCUCAGCGUCUUGGAGGCGCAGACACGUAAAUUUGAGUUCCGAGAGAGCGGACAAGAAUUGGAACAAGUCGUGGAUCAAUUGCCCGAAAAUAUCACUGGCGCGGACUUGUAUUCAGUCUCUUCCAACGCAUGGCUGAACGCCGUACGCGAGAUGCUUGCAAAGCAUCAAAAAACUGAGAAAUCCAAUAAGAAUUAUUCCGUUGAAGAGGAAGGCGUGAUUAAGGAUAAUGUUAUUGUAGAAUCGCGCCAUUUUUCAGAUGCUAUUCGCGACUUGGUACCCUCGGUUACUGAUGAAGAGAUAAAAAGAUAUAACAAAAUGCGGAUAGAAUUAUCAUCGUCGUAAUUUUAUAAUUGUUUUCCAAAGUACAGUACAAAAUAUAUUACUAGUUACUCUCAGAAUAUUUUGAUAUUUCAAAUAAAUUAAAUUGAUUGUCUGCGAUGACAGAUUUACACUGCGUUUAUAAUGAAUCUUGUGCCAAAGUUUUUAAUUCUUAUAGAAUAUAUUGUACAUAUUGUGUGUAUGUGCACUCACAGGUAUCGAGUUUGUCUGUGAAAAGGUACGAUCUCAACGUAAUGAAACAACGCACGAUGUUAUAAACGACAUGUUAUUUUAUUUUGAGAAGUAUGUAAAACAAUUUUUACAGCGAAUAAUUAAAACGAAGAAGGAGUCAA
This is a messenger RNA of Solenopsis invicta (red fire ant), 3142 nucleotides long. It is a transcript of the gene Pex6, whose product is annotated as peroxisome assembly factor 2. Bases 306 to 2813 code for a protein of 835 amino acids. NCBI's taxonomy places the organism in Eukaryota, Metazoa, Arthropoda, Insecta, Hymenoptera, Formicidae. Gene Ontology annotation, cellular component: peroxisomal membrane; cytosol. The record is from RefSeq and is a predicted model, not a curated record. Gene Ontology annotation, biological process: protein import into peroxisome matrix. The transcript is spliced from 7 exons. Gene Ontology annotation, molecular function: ATP hydrolysis activity; ATP binding.